This is a messenger RNA of Mizuhopecten yessoensis (Yesso scallop), 4698 nucleotides long. RefSeq lists its product as uncharacterized. Bases 341 to 1012 code for a protein of 223 amino acids. Lineage: Eukaryota; Metazoa; Mollusca; Bivalvia; Pectinida; Pectinidae. The transcript is spliced from 4 exons. The record is from RefSeq and is a predicted model, not a curated record.
UCAAGAUGUCUUGGAGUAAGUUAAGGCUGAGUGGUGAAAGUUACUCAGCCGUAGCGCGAUCGAUUCGCUUGGUUGACUUGUCAGUAGUUUUCUGAAUGAAGGUUGGGCGAAUGCAUUGUGCCGGGGCCGUCAGUCGCUCGUCAGUCGUCGAGGGUAGCAGAGCUAGUGUUGUAAGGUACGGACGGCACAGUACAACCAUUGCACACGACAGUUUCGGAUACUCGCAUGCCAUUUAUCGCUACGAGGGAGAAAUAGUGCAGACCCAAGCGGUGUUUGUGGAUUACAUAUCCGAGUGAAACAGCAGCGAUAUCGGGAGCUCCUACCUCACUACAAAUCUAGCAUGGCCCCAGUACGUGUUAUGUUGGGUGUAGUCGUGUCGUGUCUAUUACUGGGUCUGACCCGGGCCCAGGGAUGUGCAAAGGAUAUAAAUAUGGAAGGGAAUGUUCUCUUCGAGAGAAUGACACAUGUCUCGGACGCAGUUGUCUCCGGAAAGGUAUUGUCCAUAGGAAGUGGCAGGGAGGCUUCCGUUCAACUUGAUUGUAUAUACAAGACAGACGGCAGUAGAACCAACAGGGAUAUUACAGUCUUACAAAGAGAAUGCCCGUUUUCCGACCUGGAGGUAGGUAUGAAGUACCUGAUGUUCAUGGAGAAAACGUCAGAAGCAUAUGCACUCAGGUACACAGCAUUUGAAGCGGACAUUAUUUCCGAGGUUGCUGCUGUGUGUGGACUCCAGCGUACACACUUUACUAAUGAUGAGGAUGCGUGCCCUCGGCCAGAAGAUCCCCCGUAUUGUAUCCAGUACCCAACCCCAACAACAGCCGGCAAACCAGAUCCGGAUGCCACACCCUCGCCGGAACCAGAAACGCAAAAACCAGAUGUGGAUGUCGUAGUCGGAGGUCAAGAAGCAACCCCAGAACCAGAGGGUGAUGGAGGAACAAACGCAGCCACAACUAACUUCCUGUCAUGCGCAUUGUCAUUGUUAUCAUUUGUAUUGUCAUUGCUUAUGUUGUAAUUAUAACAGAAAUUAGAUAUUCAGGCAGAACUCUUCAAUCAUUCCUCUAUGCACGGGUGAUAUGUACAGAUAAAUACGUAUUAGGGCGGUCACUGCCACAAGUGGUGAAUUAGGAACCAGAGCUAAGAUUCUGGAGAACAUCAAAUACAUGCUCAUCCUUGUUGGCAUGUUUCUCGAUAGGGCAAUUACUUAUCGUGUUACAGUUAGUGGCUGACCGAGGUCAACGUCACCCUAUUUCCUUAGGAUUUUGACAGGGAUGAAACUAAUAGAAAAGUGUGAAAAUAUUUUUUCUUCGCUCAACAUUUGGCAUAAAUCCAAUCUUUAUAGUUGAUGGGCAUUUUGAAGGCGCCGUAUAAUGCAUAAGACGUCCAGUCUAUACUGACGAAAUGCUUUCCUAGAAAUAUCGAUCUAAUCUGUUUAAUAUCGCCACUUACAGCGCACAGGAAAGUGUUACAUCAAUACAUGAUGGAAGAUAUCAUGUCUACGCCUUAUUAUUGUAACAGGGAAUAUUAUUGUGCAUAGCGCAUGGCAUGAGCGCCAUAUAGGCCAUGUCACGUGACCACAGGAAUGUAGAAACUCAUUUCAAAGGGUGUAUGAAAACGAGACUAUUUGUAGUUUAAAUGUAAGCUGUCGUACCCUACCUAACCGUACUUCCGAUGAACUCACGUAAAUCACGGACAAAUCAUGAGAACAAACGAGAUUUGGUCUCAUCUUGGUGACGUUUGAUGUUCCACAAGGGAGGGUGGGCUGGAAGCUCUUACCUACAGUCAGUGGGUUGGUAGUUCCUAUCCACAGUCAUUCGGCGACACUCUGAAUCGGGGCAGGGUAAGUCCAGUAUUCACGGGUAUUAGGUAGACAUAUUAUUGUUAAGCUAAAUAGCACUUGUUUCUGAGUUCGAUUCAUUAUCUGUAUAUAGACGGUAAACUUGUUUACGAGUUCGGUUUAUUACUUGUACAUAGACAGUACAGCCACUUGUUUUAUCGAUGCUUUUGUGUUUAUUCCAUUUUUAUUUAAUACCAUUUACGAUUUUUUAACAUAUUUCCCUUGUUUACGGUCUAUGUUCAAUCUCUCGCCUUCUUCUAGUCACCACUGCCCACGCCAUCAUCUCAAUCAACUGUGUGUUUGUGUUGUAUGUCGCUAUCAACAAAACGCUUGUUUAAUUUUUUUUAUAUACGUACAAAUGUACAGUAUGCGAUCCAAAUUCUACUAUACACGUGGUGUAAGAAAAUUUUCAGCACAUGACACGUUUUAGUCAAUAAAUAGUUAUAUUCCAAGACUUGAAUAGAAACUUCCGGCAUGGUUUACUAGCUGCAGUGUUACCGGUGUUACAACUACGCUCCUGAGUCCUGUAUGUGUUGUAAAAAUGACAGUGUAAAAGUGCGUUUGUAGUGAAUAUGUACAUUUCAUGUCACGAAUGCUUUUCUACAUCAGCUUUGUUUGAGCAGAGAUCAGUUUCUUACCAGUUUAACGCGCCUUUCCAUGUUGUACAAGAUUCCAAGUUCUAAAUGUUUGUUUAAUUCUUCGUCAUGUGUAUAACUGAAUACUUGACUGUUUUUUUUGCAUAUAAGUUAAAAAUAGAUUUCGAUUGGCUUUAUAAAUAGCACGAGCUCUGGUCAAGUGGUGUGCGCUGUUGUCAUACGUUUGGAGUACAUGUGUAUGUUUAUUAUUAAUAAGUUCUAUAUUUAUUUUUUACAUAUUUGUGUAUUGUGUAAAAGUGAUUUGAAUAUUACGUCACAGAGCUCGAAUUCGUCUGGAUUCAUCUCAUAUAAUACUUUAAAGUUUUAAAGUGUGCUUAGUUCGCCUUUACUAGAACCACAUGGAAAUCUACUCGCGCAAAUGUGAUACCAGUGCCGUGGUAGUAUGUUAUACCAGUACCAUGGUAGUGUGGUGUACCAAUACCUUGGUAGUAUGUUAUACCAGCAACGUGGUAGUUUGUUAUACCAGUACCGCGCUAGUGUGUUAUACCAGUACCAUGGUAGUGUGGUGUACCAAUACCGUGGUAGUAUGUUAUACCAGCAACGUGGUAGUUUGUUAUACCAAUACCGUGGUAGUGUGGUGUACCAAUACCGUGUUAGUAUGUUAUACCAGCAACGUGGUAGUAUGUUAUACUAAAUACCAUGGUAGUGUUGUAUACCUAUACCGUGGUAGUGUGGUAUACCAGUACCGUGGUAGUAUGGUAUACCAGUACCGUGGUAGUAUGUUAUACCAAUACCGUGGUAGUGUGUUAUACCAGUACCGUGUUGGUGUGCAAUACCUUGGUGGUGUGGUAUACCAAAUACCAUGGUAGUGUUGUAUACCAAUACCGUGGUAGUGUGGUAUACCAGUACCUUGGUGGUGUGGUAUACCAAAUACUGUGGUAGUGUGGUACUUUUAGAGUUAAAUCGUGGUAAAGCUUACUCUGUUUCCUUUUGUGUGUGUAAAUAUCGUCGCAGCAAUCAUGUAUCUCGCGUGGAGAAAAUGCGCUCGAGAAAAUUGUACUUGACCUUCGGAUUGGGGUCAUGUGACGUAAUAUAUAUAUGGAUAGUUACUAUUUACACUGAACAAUACUCACCUUUGUAGUUUACCCAUAGAUGUAGGAUGUAUUCUAUAGCAAUAACGAUCUGAAAUGUAAUACUCUAUACAAUACUCUCCGCGUCAGUUCGGCUUAGUGCUGUUUCGCCUUUGUAUUUUAUUGGUUUGAACGUUUUAAUUCCCCCGGUAGAGAAGGAAGAUAAGGUUUGAGUUUUAAUAAAAAUCUUUAAAAAACCCUCAGAAGUUUACAAUGAAGAAACAAAUUCUAAAUUUAACGGUUAUGACGUUUGAAAUAUUUUCUUUUGAAACAUGUUUUUUGUUUACGGCAAACUUUGGUUUUUCGUUCCGCAAAUGGCGGAUAUGUAAUAUGAACUUAAUUUAAAUGAUAUUAUUUCCUGUAUUUAAGUUAACAAACAGAUCUCUUUGUAAGGGACUUGUAUCCACUUUGUGCUUUGACAGGACAAGUUGAGGUGCCAAUGUGUUAUAUAAGUGUAACUCAACAUUUCUGGAAGUAGUUUCACUUUUGUAUUACAAUUGUCACCAAACACGUUAAUGACACUAGCCACGGUUACCUCCCUGUUGGCCUGAUAGUAGCUAUUUCCGCUGUACAUCUGCAUUGAUAUUUAUACGGGAAAACAGUAUGUACAACUCUGUACAAACGCCUCACUGAUACAGAUGUAGGUUCGGUUCAUGUUCUUUCUGGAAACAGGGUAACGAGCUACAUGUUGGUCUAAUGAUGAGCCGACUAGGUAUAAUGUUGACUCCGCUUGCUUUAAUGUUGACCGGUUUAGGUCUGAUGUUGACGGGGCUGGUCUAUUAUUGUUGACGGUAUAUGAUAUCGAUGUUGACCGGGUUCGGUAUGCUAUCGAUGUUGACCGGGCAAGGUCUAAUAUUGAUCGGAAAAGUCUUAUGUUGACUGAACUAGGUAUAAUUUGGACCUUUAUCCUUACAUGUCAAGGAAAAUGAUUAUACUUCAGUCAAGUUUUCUUUUUUCUUUAAUAAAGGUCUUUACUUUUAACCGUGGCCUGACUGGUUAAUGCUUUAGAGGUAUCCGAGAACCGUGGGACAGGGGGUACCGUUGCUAGUGUCAACAUGUCCUCGCUGUUCAGGAUAUAUUUAUGCAAUGGAUGUAAUGCUAAGUGCUGUAACUUUCUAAUAAAAAGAAAAAAAGACAG